Molecule: messenger RNA, 1419 nt
Organism: Trichosporon asahii var. asahii CBS 2479
Lineage: Eukaryota; Fungi; Basidiomycota; Tremellomycetes; Trichosporonales; Trichosporonaceae
Exons: 1
Coding region: 1-1419 (472 amino acids)
Source: RefSeq, a predicted model, not a curated record
AUGGAGGAGAUCGAGGCAGCGCUCGCCGCGUGGUGCAUCGAGAAGAAUGUGCCGUUCUCGUCGCUCGUGUUUACGGUCGAGACGAGACUGGCGCAGUUUCCGCACACACCGCUGCCACCCACGAGCGUGCUGGGUGAUUUCGAGGACCAGCUCAUCGACGAGCUCUUCACGCAGCCCGAGGUGCAAGACCGGCGUGAGCAGGACCGCACCCUCCUCCGCUCGCUGUAUGCGCGCUACCGCGCCGUGCCGCACAGCCUAACAGACGACCAGCUGGCGCUGAUCUACGCCGCACUCUGCAUCGCGCGGUUCAACCAGAUCCGCAACUCCAUGCCCGAUGGGUCGCACAUCAUUGCUGAGGGCGUGCCGCGCGAGGACGUGACGUACUACAAGAUGGCGUACUCUGCGCUCGCAAGUUGGCAGAAGCCGAGCUUGACGGCGCUAUGGGCAUACUUCUACUUGACACCCUACACGAUCGGGAACGGCGGGCCAGGCGAGACGCGCGACCUGUUAACGCAGAUGGCAUGGCAGAUUCGGCAACUCGGCAUCAACCGGCAGCAAACGGCCAACCUGUACACGGAGCAGGACCAGGUCGGGGCGCUCUUCAGCGCAUUCUUCUACACGGAAAUGUUCCGUGCGAGCUUGACAGACAUGUCGCUCGUCAUGCCGCUGUCCGAGAUUGAUGUCGACCCGACCCCACCGCCGUUGAUGUUCUCGCCGUGCCUUGCGCGAGGUUCCUACUUCACCGCCAAGCUCAUGGCGGACUACAAUGACCCGAGCGUCGACACGACGUCGUUGCAGUACAUCACCGCGACCGAGGCCCAGUGGAUGCCCUACCUCCGUGACAUCCGGCACAACAACCCAGAAUCGUCGAAAGCGAAGAGCGGUUGGGCGCAAUUCCGGUACAACUGGCUGCGUGUGCUGCUUUACAUUCCUCACAUCGGGCAUGCGCAGUACAGCACGCAGGCGUUCGGCGCGAUUGUCCGCGCGGUCACACAGAUCAUGUAUACGUACAACGACCUGAUCGCGGCCAAGCAGCUGAACACGUCGUGGCCGCAGGUGAAGCGGCUGGUCGCUUGUGGCCACCUGCUGAUUCUGAGCUACGAGGCCGGCGAAAUUCACCGCCGUGAGGCGCAGAGUCUGUUCCAGAUGCUCGUCGACCUCCUCGACAAGCACAAGGAGACGUGGCCCGUUUGCGCCGAUUUGAUCGCCGGAUUCGUGCAUGCCGCAUCGUGCUUCGACAUUGAGGUCGGGCCCGAGUUUGCGUUCCCGCCCCCGAUGCCGUUCUUCGGCGACCACCUCAGCAAUGGCAGCGAGGAGAACAACAUCCAUAUUCAGCAGAAUGGCCAGCCGCCGCUCCAGGCGCUGCUGCCGUUCGACCUCAGCUUUGCGUUUGACUACCCGACGUUCCCGAUGGGUUAG